Ceraceosorus bombacis is the source of this 1471-nucleotide messenger RNA. The record is from the annotation of a GenBank genome assembly. NCBI's taxonomy places the organism in Eukaryota, Fungi, Basidiomycota, Exobasidiomycetes, Ceraceosorales, Ceraceosoraceae.
AUGAAGGCCUACAUCAUGGACGAGGACAUCAAGGAUCUAUCCGAGCUUCCCUCUAAGCUGCGGGCUGAUGCCGAAGCUCCAGAGGUGGAUGCUGAUGGCACGGCAGUGCUUGUGGACGUCUAUGCUGCUUCGUGAGUUCUCAAGCGGCGCGUGGGGAUGCGGGGCGAUUGGGCGCAUACAGGCUAACGUUUUGGAAUCUGGCGUCUGCGCCACAGCUUGAACCUCUUCGACCAGCUCCAAGUUCGCGGCAAAUACCAGAUGAAGAAGCCCUUUCCCUACAUUCCAGGUGCAGAGAUUGCAGGAGUCAUUGCCAGCAACUCGCCGAUUCCUGAAGGCUGCAAUUGGGUCGCUGGAAAGACCAGAGUCUUUGGAUCGGCCAAUGGAUCGUACGCGGAGCGUGAGUAAGUCGCCCUUUCGGUCCUGUCCGACUUGCUUUCAUUUUGGCAGCUCCACUCAAUCGAUCAAGCUGGAUGCCUAUGUUCUCGUAGAGGUCGAGGCGGAAAUCUCCCAGCUUCAAGAAAUUCCUGAUGGCAUGACGUUCGAAGAGGUGAGUGCGGUCAGGCGGCCCCGAUGUCCUUUCAGUCCUAGGCACUUCGAAUGCACGCUGAGGCACGUUACUUUUCUCUGGUCAGGCUUCAGGACUCUACGUCACAUGGCCAACUUCGUACGCUGCGCUACAUUUCAGGGCAAAGGUUCAGCCAGGUGAAUGGGUGUUAGUGCAUGCCGGCGCAGGCGGAGUUGGCCUUUGCGCAAUACAAAUCGCCAAGGCGAUGGGUGCUAAGUGAGUUCGGAUCAUGCUAGCGUAUUAGCGAGACUAGAGCCGGUCAUCGCUGACCUAACACUCUGUUGUACUCCAUGUUGAAUCUAACAGAGUCAUUGCAACGGCAGGAAGCGAGGAGAAGCUCAAAGUCUGCACCGAAAUUGGCGGAGCGGACCAUGCUGUCAAUUACCGAGACAAGGAGUGGCAGAACAAGGUCAAAGGUGCGAUUUGAAAGCAGGAGACACACUAGAGCUGAGGGCUGAAAUCGCUGCUGAGCCUAUGCAUGCCCUCUUGAUUCGCUUCCGACCAACUGCAGAGAUCACCGAUUCGCACGGAGUUGAUGUGGUGUACGACCCUGUGGGCAUGAUCCUCCCAUCACUGAAGGUGAUCGCAUGGAAUGGCCGGCUUGUUGUAAUUGGCUUCGCAGCAGGCGACAUCGAAAAGGUUCCCAUGAACUUACCUCUACUGAAGCAAUGCUCCAUCAUGGGUCUGUUCUGGGGUCGGAUGACCGUGGAACAGCCAGAACUGGUCCCCGAGACCUGGAAUGGCAUUCUGGAGCUGUUGAAGAGCAAAAAAGCAAAAGCCGUCGUCUACUCGCACAUCUACGAAGGUCUGGAGAGCUUGACCCAAGCUUUGCAGGACCUAAUGGCACGAAAGACUUGGGGCAAGGCCGUGGUCAGGGUUAGAAAGGACGGCAAAGAGAAGCUCUGA